GUCAAAUGUGAUUUUGUUGAGCGGUGUAAAAAACAAACAAGAUUAAUGUCAAGGUGGUAAAGUCGUUUACCAGCUAACGUUUGACUUUCCGCUGUAGUGCUGACACAGAAGAGCUUUGAAUGGAUUCUCAGUUUUCCUUGUUGCCUAAGAUAAUAAAUGGCAGUAUAGCUGGAAUUGUGGGUGUGACAUGCGUAUUUCCAAUAGACCUUGUGAAAACACGGCUACAGAAUCAGCAGCCUGGACCCAAGGGUGAAGUGCUGUAUAAAAAUCUUGUUGACUGUGCAAUAAAGACUUUUCGAAAUGAGGGUUUUUUGGGCAUGUAUAGAGGAUCCGGGGUGAAUCUUCUACUCAUCACACCUGAGAAGGCUAUCAAACUAGUUGGAAACGACUUUUUCAGACACCAUCUCUUGACCAGUAGUGGCAAACUUCCAUUUCACCGAGAACUUGCUGCUGGUGGGGGUGCUGGGAUGUGUCAGAUCAUUGUCACAACACCCAUGGAACUGCUGAAAAUUCAGCUACAGGAUGCUGGCAGAAGUGCAUCAGUUGAUAUUCGGGCAGGAGCUGACCCAGCAGCUAAGACAGUUACUGCUCCACGUCUUUCUGCCACCACCAUUGCUCUUCAGCUCGUCAGAGAGAAGGGCAUUCAGGGACUGUACAAGGGUUUCGCCUCUACUGCUUUGAGAGAUGUCACCUUCUCGGCCAUCUACUUCCCACUGUUUGCACAUCUUAAUGCCCUGGGUAAGCGAAGAGAGGGUGGACAGGCUGUGUUUUACGUGUCUUUCAUCUCUGGAUGUGUGGCUGGUUGUGUGGCCUCCUUUUCUGUAAAUCCAUUUGAUGUGGUCAAGACUCGACUGCAGACUAUUCAGAAAGGUAAAGGAGAAGAAACUUACAAAGGAGUCGUAGACUGUUUCAGCAAAGUACUAAGUAAAGAAGGACCAAAAGCAUUUUUCAAGGGUGCUCUGUGCCGAAUUCUCGUCAUUGCACCCCUCUUUGGAAUAGCCCAGACUGUUUACUUCCUAGGAGUGGCAGAAUUUCUACUUGGAAUCAAGAAGUCCUGAUCUUAAAGCUGGAUAGGUUUUCGAAAUGCUAAUUUCACUCUUUUAUGAUUAGCACAUGACAACCUGCUAGUAUCUUGAAUGGAAUUGGUCAUUGGUUCUGAGUGCCACACUGAUGCACUAGGUCACAUAUCUACGAAUACAUUUAGCACACACAAAAUAAUUGUAGUUUAAAAUUGUGCUCAGGUAUAGUUUAAAAAUAUUUUCAUUAAACAUUCCUUAUAUUCCAUUUAGUGCAAGAGAAAACAUGUUACAUGUGUAUUCAAGUUAAAGCAAUUAUUUAGAUUUUCUAACAUUUACUUGUUAAUAAAAAAGUUGUUUCCUUUAUACAGUAUGGAGUAAUGUAUCAUCAAUGAAAUUAUCGCUGGCAUAAUUAUAUCAUAAUCAGGCUCAUACCGAAGCCAAAAAAUUAAGCGAUUUUAUUGGUUGAAAUAUUAACAUUAUACAUUGAUAAGCUACUAUUAAUCAAUCGGAAAUAAGCUUACAAACACAAUUAUAACAGGGUUGUCAACAUGGCGCAUAUCUAUGACAUCCCAGUUAUUAUAUCUCUUGUUGAAAAUAGGGUUAUUCUCAUUUGUUACUUUAUCAAGUGACAAGUGAAAAGAAUUUUGAAUUUGAUUAUAAUAUAUAUUUAUUAUCAUAUUUAUUAUCCUCUAAAUCUCUAACUUAUUUUAAAACUUACCAGUUGUGAUGUGUGGCAGAGCCUGUGAUUUUGACACUAGAACCAGUGACCUAUUCUCUUUAAACAAAAUUAAUGAAUAUUCAUGAAGACAGCUUGUAAAAUAUGUGAACUAUGAAGCACUUUCAAAACACUUUUAGUAAUAGUAUAAGGAAACUAAUGUAUUAUUAUUUAUAUAUAUAAUGUAUAUAUUCAUUCCUACAUAUCCUUUGAGAAUGGCAUUUGCUGUCUAAAUUGGAAUCUGUAUAAUGCAAAAGUAUGUCUAUAUAAUGGACCAAACUUACAGUUCCAGUUGAUUCCAAUUUAGACAGCUGAUCAUAUUUGCUAGUCCUUUGUAGAAAUUUAGCCGCUAUUUAUAUGCUUCUCUACCAAAGCUAUUUGGAGUACUUCUGCUACACAAUAAUGUACAUUUUUGAUUUAAAAAUGUGCUAUUUUUGAAAAAUAAUUAAAAUAUAAUUAGUUUUUUUUACAAAAAACUGCAGGCAAAUAAUAUCAAUUUAAAAACUUUAAAUAUUUUACCUACCGUAAACCAAUAUGGUGAACACAGUUUUGAUUGUAAUUUCUGUUUUUUUUUAAAUAAUGAUAUGAAAUUUAUGAUAAAUCUAUUUGCAUUUAAAACAAAAUUAAUUAAUAUAUACUUUUUUUUUUUUAAACCUGCAUUAAAAUGAACAAUCACAGAUGCAAAUAUUGUGUGUAAUAAAUAUGCUUCAGUAAGACUGCUGUAGCAGCAGUUUUCCACUUGAUAAUCAGUAUAAUAAUAUACCGGUAAUGUGAUAAAGCCAAUGUGAAACGAGAUAUUUUUAAAUUGCAUUGCUUAAACCAAUUUGAUAGUUGUUUUGUUACCAGGAAAUCGUUCUUACUGUAUAGAAUAUAUUAAUGUGAUCUUUUACAUGCAUAUUAUUUAUGAUUUUUAAAUUAUAUUACCUUUUUUUUAAAAAGAUGAUGUGUUCAUGUCGGUGUUUGUAUCCAUUAUAUAAGAUUGUAUAUAUUGUUGAGAAUUAUUAGUUUAUUACUCAAAUACAAAACAUCUAGUGAAAAUCUAGAUGUAAGGAGGAAAUUAGUUUUUAAAAGACGAUAUUUGUCCUCCCCAAUUGCAGCCGACACAUGUAAAUAUAUGAUAUCCAAUUUUUGUAACCUCCCAUCAACAAAAUGGAAAGAAUUAGGACCGGUUAUUUUGUUAUCUUAAAUCUGUUAAUUUAAUACGGGCUCAACUCUCACAACUUUGCAAUCUUGCAGUACAGUGCUAAAAAACUAACAGAGAGGAUGCUUUGUUGUCUAGCAGAGCCUAAGAGACCUUUGUGAAUUAGGCUCCUGGUUUACAAGAAAACGUGUGUUUUUUAAGUUUCUGUUACCAUGAUAUACAUACAGUAUAUGGAUCUGCUUUUGAUUUGCUAACAUGCUGUUCUGUUUAUUUCGCUAAAUAUUAAAUUCUGCACUUGAUUUUUUUUUUUAAACUGAUCAUUCAAUUAUUUUUAGUAUAUAACAGAGGCCCUUUAUGUGUAUAACUGUGGUGUAUGGUCUAGUUACAUUAAUUUUAUUUUUAGCACCUUCAUUAUAUGGAAUUGCUGCUUUGCUAGCUUUUAUAUAUACAUUUGUUGAGAAAAUCAACCUAUAAAUUUCUGCUUUUUUGUUUUACAUCUUACACUGUAGUUUAUGCAGGUUAUAUUUUAUAACAGAAGAAAAUGAACUCAAACGUUUUUCAGUUUGUUCUUAAUAUUACACCUUGCUCUGAAUUUACAUUUGGGAGCCCCAUAACGUUGCUAGUAGAUUUGUACCAUUAUACACAUUUGUAAACAGACAUUAUAUUUUUGCCAAAACAACUACCUAUAUAUGUAUUCUUGCACUCAUAGUGUUCCUUACUCUAUUAUUCAUUAUUACCCCAGCAGGCACUCAUAACGGGGAAAAUAAAAAUCGUAAUUUCUCACACUGAGAAAUUAUCAUGCAUUGGUUUAACGUACACUACUAUUGGACGAUUUGACGCCAACAAACCAAUCACCUUGUCGGUACUAAAUAUGACAUCAUCACGAUAUUUUGGCAAAGCACACAUAAUGACGUCACGUAGUUUACGGCAUUUGCAUUUAUGUUUUUCUGGUUUCAGGCUAAACUUGUAAUAAAUUUGUAGUUUAAUGCAUUUCAUUAUAGAUUUUUUUUUACAGAAUAUAUAGAACUUUGGGUUUUAAAAAUUAUCUAUGAACCAUGAAUAAAAUACAAAGUUAAAGAAAUACUCAGAACAGUAAAAUAGGUUACGUCGUUUCUAUAUACAUGGAUGUGUAGCCGAUGAAGGCUAUAUCGAAAAUAAAGGCUUUUAAAACCCCCAAAUAGCUGGAGUAAUAAAUAUAAUAACAAACUUGGUACCAGUUAUUAUCAAAUUUAUGUCCCUCGUGAAGUAAUUUUCAUUUGUCACUCGGGACAUAAAUUUGAUAAUAACUGGUAACUCGUUUAUUAUCCUCUAUUUACUUCAUAUUACCAAUUUAUCAAAGUAUAAUAAUCAUGCCAUAAUUGCAAUACUAUUAUUUGAUGUUCAAGAAAAUAAUGCUUCAUUCAAAUCUGUCCAGAAUAUCAUUAUUAAUGAAAAAAUAUUUUGAGAUUAAUUAACCAUUUGUGAUUUUUGUUUUCUCCUAUUAAAGUUAUAAAAUAAUGCAAAAUAACUAACAAUUUUCUUCUUUUUUUUUUUUUUUUUUUCUGUUUCAUCUCGUUAAUGUUUCUGUCAUUGUUUUAAAAACAAUUUCUGUAAUUUAAAAUGGAGAGGCCUCAGCAUAGGCUUUUAUUUGUUGAUCAGUCCCAAAACUGCUUAUUUUGUGUGACAGUAUUAAAUGUUGCUUAAACCAGUGUUCCCAUACUUUUAGGUUAAACAGUAAGUUUUAUUGAUAUUUAGAAGCUUAUUGGUAUAAGUUGUGAAGGAAACUUGUCUUGUUCAAUUUAUUUUACCUGUUGAAUAUACAUCAUUUCAGUAUUAGCUUAAUCGCAACUGCAUUCUCAAUUACAGGGUAUAAGCGAAUAAUUGUAUACAUAUCAAUCAAUCUAACAAAAUAAUGUUAAUAUUAUCUUGCAUUUUGAAUAAAAACACUUGCUUUUAUUCAUUGCAAUGUUUUUAAGACUUAUAAUGGACAAAAUUAAAUGUUUCCCAAAUUAAAACCUUUUUUUUUUUUUUUGGUUUGUGCUCAGGUAAUUAAUGUGCUCAUUUUUUAUGAUAAAAUACUAACUUAGUCAAAAGUUUAUCAUACAGAAUCAAGUAACAUAUUUUAUUUCCAUCAUCCCUUUGAAAGUUUAUGGUGAAACGACUUGAACUGUUCAAGACUCAGAGAGGACAGAAUCUGCACUUGAAACAAAUGUUAUAUACCAUAUUUCCUCUAAUAAGCACCGGGUCUGUAACACUUUGCAGCAAAAUAAACGGCGGGCCUCUAAUAAGCGCCUGGUCUCCAAUAAACGUUGGGUAAAGACAGCCGAAAAUUGAUUACUCUCUGGCAUAAUUUAGGUACUUUACGUGGACAAAUAAUAUUAAUUUGUUCAUUGUUUUGUCAAAGUUUAAAGUUUUGUUACAGUUCGAAAUUAAAAUUUAAAACUAAAUAUAUUUUGAGUUUGUAGUCUAUAGCUUUAAUUUCUAAAAUUUGUUUGAAAAAAAUAAAGGUUGGGUCUCCAAUAAGCGCCGGGUCUAUGACCAUUCUAAAAAGGAAUAAGCGCCCGGACACUUAUUCGAGGAAAUAUGGUAUUCUUCAAGAGUAUCCAUUAGAUUAGUUUAGUUUUUGCACUUUUUGCUAAUUACACGUCAGUCAGUUUCAGUGGUGAUUUUGAACCAAUUUUUUGUUUGCUUUGAUGUUAUGGCCUCUGAUCAUGUAACAAUUCUAAGUUUUGAGCUUGUUUUUGCUGUUUUUAUCAGGACAAAAUCUCAUUUGCUGAAACAUGUCAAUGUGUUAAAUGGAGAUGAGAUGAAUAUUUGACAUCUGUAGAAUGUAUUGUUAAACAUGACAGCUGGAAUAAAACCAUUAUAAAUAUG
Molecule: messenger RNA, 5728 nt
Organism: Gigantopelta aegis
Lineage: Eukaryota; Metazoa; Mollusca; Gastropoda; Neomphalida; Peltospiridae
Product: mitochondrial glutamate carrier 1-like
Exons: 10
Coding region: 120-1058 (312 amino acids)
Biological process (GO): aspartate transmembrane transport; L-glutamate transmembrane transport; malate-aspartate shuttle
Molecular function (GO): L-glutamate transmembrane transporter activity; L-aspartate transmembrane transporter activity
Source: RefSeq, a predicted model, not a curated record